This is a messenger RNA of Thermochaetoides thermophila DSM 1495, 429 nucleotides long. RefSeq names its product 60S ribosomal protein eL14. Gene Ontology annotation, cellular component: ribosome; cytosolic large ribosomal subunit. The transcript is spliced from 2 exons. The coding region runs from base 1 to 429 and encodes 142 amino acids. NCBI's taxonomy places the organism in Eukaryota, Fungi, Ascomycota, Sordariomycetes, Sordariales, Chaetomiaceae. The record is from RefSeq and is a predicted model, not a curated record. Gene Ontology annotation, biological process: ribosomal large subunit biogenesis; translation. Gene Ontology annotation, molecular function: structural constituent of ribosome; RNA binding.
AUGGCAGAGAUCAACGUUGAAGCGACUUCGUGGCGCCGGGUCGAGGUUGGCCGUGUGCUGAAGCUCGAGAAUGGCAGCCUGGCCGCUAUUGUCGAGAUUAUCGACCACAAGCGCGUCCUCGCUGAUGGUCCCUCCUCCGACCCUAAGCUCGCCACACCCCGCGGCAUCGUCCCCCUCUCCCGGGCCCUCCUCACUCCCAUCGUGAUCCCUAAGCUUCCCCGCGGCGCGCGGACGGGUGCCGUCAAGAAGGCCUGGGAAGCCUAUGGCGUUGAUGCCAAGUGGAAGGAAACCAACUGGGCCAAGAAGCAGCUCCAGCAGGAGCGCCGUCAGUCGCUCACCGACUUCGACCGGUUCAAGGUUAUGCGUCUGAAGAAGCAAAGGCGGUUCGAGGAGCGCAAGGCUCUGGCCAAGAUCAAGGCUGCUGCGUGA